Messenger RNA from Antrostomus carolinensis (chuck-will's-widow), 2424 nucleotides. RefSeq names its product PMS1 protein homolog 1-like. NCBI's taxonomy places the organism in Eukaryota, Metazoa, Chordata, Aves, Caprimulgiformes, Caprimulgidae. Gene Ontology annotation, molecular function: ATP-dependent DNA damage sensor activity; ATP hydrolysis activity; ATP binding. The record is from RefSeq and is a predicted model, not a curated record. Gene Ontology annotation, cellular component: MutLalpha complex. Gene Ontology annotation, biological process: mismatch repair.
GCAGUUAUUUGGCAGAAGACCAGGGUGUCAGAUCACAAAAUGGCCUGUAUGUCAGUUCUGGGAACAGCCGUUAUGGGCAGUAUGGUACCUUUUCAACACUGCUGUGAAGAUCCUGAGAUAAAUCUUUCUGGAUUUCUCCCAAAAGCUGAGUCAGACAGUUCUUUGACAAGCCUUUCAAGUUCAGAAAGGAGUUUCAUUUUUAUAAAUAAUCGUCCAGUUCAUCAGAAGGAAAUACUGAAGUUAAUUCGACAGUACUACAGCCUGGUGACGCACAAGGACUGUACUCGUUUAUAUCCUGUUUUCUUUUUGAAUAUUACUCUACCUGGCUCUGCUGUGGAUGUGAAUUUAACACCUGAUAAAACUCAAGUUUUACUGCAUUAUAAGGAAUCUGUCUUACUUGCUGUUGAAAACGUGUUGAAAACGCUGUAUGGGCCACUACCUGCUACAGUCCCUGGUGAAAGUAAUAAAACAGAUGUUACCUCAGAAGACAUGUUUGUUUAUAGAACAGAACAAACAGAUGUGGUUGUUAAUGAAAUGGGACCAUCUGGAAACAAUGAUCUACAUGCUCAUACUUCAUUCCUUUCAUUCAGCAGUGAUGUGCAAAACUGUCAAGCAGGAAAAAACACAGAGAUCUGCUUAAAUCAUCAGACAUUUUGUGGUGAUAAUGUACAUAGUUGCCUGGACAAAAAAGAGGUUUCUAAGAGUGAUGCCUGUCCAGACGGUUCCCUAAAUUUAUUGUGUGAGGAGGAACAGAAUGGACAGAAUAUGACCAAUGUUCAAAGUAACAGUGUUCCCAUGGACCCUAAGUCUAAAAAAGCCGAUGAGCAUCUUUUGAGUUCUGAUAAUAUUGAUGAAAUAGAAAAAAAUGAGGAAGCCUUAGUCCCUAAAGACUUACCUGAAAUCUCUGCUGAUAAUUGGAGUAUGGGAAGUGGAUUUAAAAACCAUCUAGGAGACAACCUGGAACCUGUUAAGAUUUUGAUUCCUGAAGUUGGAGGAACAAUUAAUAAGCAAAAUGAACAUACUGGUGAACAAAGCAAUGAUCUGCAAAUCUCAAAUCAAAACAUAAAGAAAAGAAAUGUGAUAAAUGAUAAAUUUGGACGUGUGACAGCUUAUGACUUAAUUAGUAAUAGAAUAAUAAGGAAACCGAAGUCUGCAAUUGGAUUUUUCACUCAAGAAUGUCGUCCAAAACUGAUAGCUGAUAAUCCAAGGACCAGCAUGGAGGGGAUCCUGCUGAAAGCGUGGAAGAAUUUGAGUGAAGAGGAAAAGAAGUAUUAUGAAAUAAAAGCUGCUAAAGACCAGGAACGGUACAACAGAGAGGUCAAGAAAGCCAUGGGACAGACAGCGCACCAACCAACGAAGGAGUCGGAAAGACAGAAACCCAAGCUGAAGACUUGCCCAUCCGACCAGCAGAAGCUUGACAAGAUAUUUCAUGUUCAGACUGACAAGAAGCGGAAACCUGAACAGCCUACAAAGAUUGUGACAGUGCCUUUUUCUCUGAGUUCCUGUAGACAUAAGCUUCAGAGACAUGAGAAAAAUUAUUCCGAUAAACACGAGCUUUUCCUGAUCCGUCGUCAGAGUUUUCCUGAUGUCUGGAUAUUUGCUACUGAAAAAAGGUUAAUGUUGCUGAAUCCAUAUAGAUUAGAAGAAGCCUUGCUACAUAAACGAUUACUGAUGAAUCAUAAGCUUCCAGCAGAGAAACUGGACAAGCCAGUUGUGUUAACGGACAGUCUUAUUGGUGGAUCUCAGUAUAUGGCUGCUCUUCAUAAAAUGCAGAAGGAUUACCAAAGUUUCAGUGGAUCAGGUUAUUUGUCAGAUCCAAGGCUUGUAGCAAAUGGAUUCCAGAUAAAAGUGAUAGAAGGUGCUUCAGCUACCGAAAGUCAUCUGGAAAUAGAAGGGGUGGCAAAUUGUCUGCAAUAUUAUGGUAUUUCUGAUUUGAAGGAAAUUCUGAAUGCAGUAGUUAAUGGAAAUGCAACGGAAGUCUAUGAAUGUAGGCCUCUCAAAGUAAUAAACUACUUGGAGGGAGAAGCAGUACGUUUAACUCGGCAGCUGCCCUUACAUUUGUCAAAAGAAGAUGUACAAAAUGCAAUUUACAGGAUGAAGCAACAGCUUGGAAAGGAAAAGAAAGGCUGUGUUCAUGGUCGUCCUUUUUUUCAUCACUUAACAGAUAUUCCAGAAGUUGACAAGCACAACUCCAUGGAAAUUAGUCAGUAAAUGGAACAUUUUCUUGCUUAAUUUUGAUCUUUACUCUGUAAUUUCAGUAUGUUUUGUACAAAGCUUUUGUAUAAUUGCUUUUCAUUAUCAUAUGUUCACCUCCUAGAGACUUUUAAAAUUUAAAUUCAAAUGCUACUUGAAAACUGGAAAUAAAUACGGUAGAGAAACAACAUGUCACUAUUUUUUUUAAAGAAUUUAUUAAAAGAAAUGUUC